GUGAUGGUGGUGUCGGGAGCAGCUAUAAGGGGCUCUGUUAGCGGCCGGGAGAAGCGGUGGGAGCUCGGGUGCUGGCGGUCUACGGUGACACGCACUCGGUUUUGUGUCGUGUAGGCUAACCGAACCGGGACACGCAGGGACGGAAGUCAUGGGAGUCGCUCCGGGGCAGCUCUGGAGCAGUCGCAGCGGGGAACACGGCUCAUCUGUCGGCGUGAAGCAGGGAAUUUAACCGCUGGCGAGGAUAAAGGAAAACGUCGGGCCACUGUCUCCAUCACCUCCUCCACCUCCGCUGUGUCAGCCGGCAGUGAUGGAGCACAUACGGACACCGAAGGUGGAAAACGUCCGUCUGCUGGACCGGUCGUCAGGCCAGAGAAAGGCCAGCGUCGGGACUCUGUACCUCUCUGCCACGCACGCCAUCUUUGUGGAGAACAACCCGGAGACGCGCAAGGAGACAUGGGUAUUGCACAGCAUGGUGAGCAGCGUGGAGAGGCCGCCCACCCCCUCAGGAGGUCAGCUGAUCCUUCGCUGUAAGGACUUCCAGAUCUUCCAGAUAUUCAUUCCACAGGAGAGAGACUGCUUGGACGUCCACGCCUCAUUGGCCAGACUGUCACGGCCAGAGAAGUACAGCGAGCUGUACUGUCUGUCCUUUAACCCCAACGUGAACAAAGAGGAGAGGGAGGAGUCGUGGAACUUCAUCGACCUCGCGGCCGACUACAAGAGGAUGGGCGUCCCUAACAACCUGUGGGUUGCCACGGCAGCAAACAGUGAAUACAGGGUGUGUGAUACAUACCCUUCAGAGCUGUUUGUUCCAAAGUCGGCCACGCCCGCCAUCAUCGUGGGCAGCUCGAGGUUCAGAAGUCGAGGACGAUUUCCUGCUUUGUCGUACUUCCACCAGGACACACUGGCCGCCGUGUGCCGCUGCAGUCAGCCGCUGUCGGGCUUCAGCGGGCGCUGUCAGGAGGACGAGAUGAUGCUGCAGGCGCUGAUGAAGUCCAACCCUGGAAGUGACUACAUCUACGUGGUGGAUACCAGGCCCAAGCUGAAUGCGAUGGCGAAUCGAGCGGCAGGUAAAGGCUACGAGAACGAGGACCACUACACCAACAUCAAGCUGCAGUUCAUCGGCAUCGAAAACAUUCACGUGAUGAGGAGCAGCCAGCAGAAGAUCGUCGACGUGGGGGAAAUGCGAUCUCCGUCCAUGACAGACUUCCUGUGGGGGCUGGAGAACUCUGGUUGGCUCAAACACAUCAAAGCCAUACUGGAUGCCGGCGUCUUCGUAGCCCGGGCGGUGGCGGACGAAGGCGUCAGCGUGCUGGUUCACUGCUCAGACGGCUGGGACAGGACCGCCCAGGCCUGCUCUGUGGCCAGUAUCCUGCUGGACCCGUACUACAGGACCAUCAGAGGCCUCAUGGUGCUGAUACAGAGAGACUGGGUGUCGUUUGGCCACAAGUUCUCACACAGGUACGCUCACCUGGACAGAGAUCCCAAAGAGGUGUCCCCCGUCAUCGACCAGUUCCUGGAGUGCGUGUGGCAGCUGUCAGAGCAGUUCCCGUGCGCCUUUGAGUUCAACGAGCGCUUCCUCAUCGCCAUCCACGCUCACGUGUACUCGUGUCAGUACGGGACCUUCCUGGGAAACAGCCAGAAGGAGCGUCGGGACAUGAGGCUUCAUGAGCGCACUCACUCGGUGUGGCCUCAGCUGUGGAAGGACCGAGGCGAGUACACCAACCCUCUGUACAAGGCCGAGCAGAGCCAGAGUCAGGGCGUGCUGAGACCCAACACCUCCCCCUACUGCUUCAAGAUGUGGAAGGGUCUCUAUAACCACGCUGAGAAAUCGACGCCUCCCCGCCAGUCACCUGCCGACUUCCUGUCUGCCGUGAGGGAGGAGUCCCAGCAGCUGGAAGAGGAGCUGACUAAUCACCAGGAGAGGAUCGCAGAGCUGACGGGGAAGCCGAUCACCUGGGAGAAGAUCGAGGUUCCCCGGAGGAGGACUAGCUGCCUGCCGCAGAGGCACAGCGGGCCGGACCCGCCCACCUUAUACAGAGAGCCAAUUGCCAGCCUCGCACAGGACAGCAGUCACACACUUUCCUCUGCACCAGCCAAUCAGAAGACUCACACCAAGGAGCCCGCACUCUCCCUGCCCUUAGGGCCACAUGCCCAGCUGAAGAGUCACGACCCCGAUGACCUCUCCACCUGCAGCGACCUGGAGUCGGGCGUGGCCGACCUCAGCAGCCGCUCAUCCAGCGGCGGUGAUGUCGGCAAGGACCCGGACUUGGAGUGACACGGACCGGAUCAAAGGCACUCCGCUGGCUUUUAUUAAUAUUUAUUCACAGGACGGCGAGGUGACGUUUCCAGGUUAAAGGGAGAAACCUCGGCGGCGUUUGAGACGGAGGUGAAAACACGGUUUAACGUUUUUGGCUCACAGAACAGACAGGCUGCUUCAAUUUAAAUGUUUUUAGGUUACUGACAUUUGUACUGAAACGCACGAUUGCACAGUGACAGGAAGUCAGACGCACACGAGUUUAAAGCGAUCAGAACAAACACGAGUUAUUGUCUCUUCUUCUCUCCACUGAAGAGUCUGAAAACUUGUUUCCACCCAGUCUUCCUCGUCCUGCAGCGCGGCAUAACAGGCAUAAAGGUUUCACUGUAGAUCAUGAAGCUGACCUGCUGUACGUGUUCAGCGUGGCCCUCGUUAGCUCGUUAGCUCGUCACAGCAAUCACGCCUGUGGGGUCGUAUUUGUGUGGACGACAGGCGGCCGUUUCCUCAGAGGGCUUCAGUCUGAUCCUGGAUCAGCCGUCUGCUCAGUCUGAACACUGAAGUGCUGCUAGAGCAGCUUUGAUUCAGUUCAAAACGACCCGCCCCCUUUAAGCCCCUGGUGGGCGGGGCUUCUACUACAGUUACUUUGGGAACACCGGGGAGAUUUUUUAUUAGAGACAAACGUAGUUUAAACUGUCACAAUAACACAGAAACCCCACAAACACACUCUGACUGAAAUGCUCCAACACACACACACACAUGCAGACAGACACACUGACAGACACACACACAGACACACACAGACAUA
Molecule: messenger RNA, 3059 nt
Organism: Haplochromis burtoni (Burton's mouthbrooder)
Lineage: Eukaryota; Metazoa; Chordata; Actinopteri; Cichliformes; Cichlidae
Gene: mtmr7b
Product: myotubularin related protein 7b
Exons: 14
Coding region: 308-2275 (655 amino acids)
Biological process (GO): dephosphorylation
Molecular function (GO): phosphatase activity
Source: RefSeq, a predicted model, not a curated record